This is a messenger RNA of Vespa crabro (European hornet), 1568 nucleotides long. It is a transcript of the gene IFT52, whose product is annotated as intraflagellar transport protein 52 homolog. The record is from RefSeq and is a predicted model, not a curated record. Gene Ontology annotation, cellular component: intraciliary transport particle B; centriole; cilium. Gene Ontology annotation, biological process: cilium assembly; intraciliary transport. The transcript is spliced from 6 exons. NCBI's taxonomy places the organism in Eukaryota, Metazoa, Arthropoda, Insecta, Hymenoptera, Vespidae. Bases 161 to 1450 code for a protein of 429 amino acids.
GUUGAGGUUAAAAGGAUGGCGAUAUACGUUUUGUCGAAAUAAACGAGGACGGUUAUCAUCUUUUUCUUUUCACGUUGACAAUCGUGUAAUGUCGACGAGAAUGAAUCGUUGAUCUCGUCGAUAUAUUCGUCGACCUAUCUCUCUGGCAAAAUAAGGAAAGAUGAGUUCGAUCUUCGGUGGAGGAAGUAGCGACAACAAUAACGUUAACGUUGUCAUUUUCGAUGCGUCGAAGAAUGAAAGAAAAUUGAACGAGGAGUUCAAAGUGUUGCAGAGAAAGUUGAAAUCAAAAUGGAAAUUGAUCGAAAACAACGAUACCAUCACCGAAGAAUCAUUGACGAGUGGAAGGGUCUUUGUAUUACCGGGACCGAGAAAUAAAUUCACCGAAGUGGAAAUGAACGCCAUCAGAAAUUUCGUCAAUAACGGCGGCAACGUUCUAGUGAUGCUAGGCGAAGGUGGCGAAAACAAAUCGAACACGAAUAUUAAUUUCUUCAUCGAGGAAUACGGGGUGAUGGUGAACAAUGACAGCGUCAUACGUAUGGGUUAUAAUCAAACGUUACAUCCGAAGGAGUGUCUAGUCUCUCAAGGCUUGUCGAACAAAUCGACCUUUUCGAAGGAUCACAACGAAUACUCAGACAUCAACUUCCUUUAUCCGUAUGGUGCGACGUUGAACGUUGUGCAACCGUCGGUGGUCGCGUUGUCAAGCGGCUCAAUCGCUAUUCCAAUGAACAGGCCUAUCUGUGCAUACUAUUCGGGUAAAAAUGGAUCUGGUAAAUUGGUCGUUUUGGGCUCGGCCAGGAUGUUUACGGAUUCCUAUAUCGAGAGGGAAAAGAAUAGUGCCUUGCAAGAUAUGAUUUUCGAUUUCUUCGAUUCGAACGAUACGACCGAGAGAGAUUUACGUCAGCCGGACGACGUCGACUUUUGGGAAUACAACUUUGUACCCGAUAUAACGCAACAAGCGGACAAUCCAAAAGUUUGUACGCAGGAUCUCGACAAUAUCGAGAUUCCGCGAGAAUAUACGAAACUGUUUAAACAUCAUUUUUACUCGAUAAACUUGAAUAUGGUACCGGCUGCUAUAAAGGCAUACGAAACUUUGGGAGUGAAGCACGAACCAUUGAGCUUGAUACCAGCUCAUUUUGAGGCACCUUUACCGCCUACCCAAGCAUCGGUCUUUCCACCGAGCUUCCAGGAAUUACCACCGCCAGCCUUGGAAUUAUUUGACCUGGACGAGGCAUUUAGUUCUGACUUAUUGAAGUUAUCCCAAUUGACGAAUAAAUAUAUGUCUAGUAAGAAUUUAUCGAACGACACCGAAUUGGAUCAUUACAUUAGAGAAUUUGGUAGUAUAUUAAGGAUAAGCAGUUCGGACGUUCAUACGGCCAGCGAAGUAUUGAAUCACGUUUUUCAAAAGAUCUCCAGUUAUAAGACUAUGCAAGAAAGAAACGAAUAUACCUGAGGCUAAUACCAGGACGAAAGAUUAUUCUAUGAUUUCCUGUAUAUAUAAUUGUCUUUUUAUUGUAUAAAAUGUUGCCGUGCGAAAAAUAAAUGCGACGUUGUACGACGUUGAAAAAAAA